Molecule: messenger RNA, 432 nt
Organism: Galeopterus variegatus (Sunda flying lemur)
Lineage: Eukaryota; Metazoa; Chordata; Mammalia; Dermoptera; Cynocephalidae
Product: serine dehydratase-like
Exons: 3
Biological process (GO): L-threonine catabolic process; L-serine catabolic process
Molecular function (GO): L-serine ammonia-lyase activity; threonine deaminase activity
Source: RefSeq, a predicted model, not a curated record
UCUCUUUACGUGGUUGCUGAGAUGGAGCGAUCUCUGGUGGGGUGUGCCAAGGGCGAGCACUUCCACGUGGUCACGCCUCUGCUGGAGAGCUGGGCACUGUCCCAGGUGGCGGGCACAACUGUCUUCCUCAAAUGUGAGAAUGUGCAGCCAGCCGGCUCCUUCAAGAUCCGGGGCAUCGGGCAUUUCUGCCAGGAGAUGGCCAAGAGGGGAUGCAGACACCUGGUGUGCUCUUCAGGGGGCAAUGCAGGUGUCGCUGCUGCUUACGCUGCUCGGAAGCUGGGCAUCCCCGCCACCGUCGUGCUCCCUGAGGGCACCUCCCUGCAGGUGGUGAAGAGGCUGCAGGGAGAGGGGGCCGAGGUUCAGCUGAGUGGAAAGGUAAGGACCCCAGAAGGGAGAGAUGAGCUGGAGUGGGCUGUUCCCCCCUCACCCCAC